Molecule: messenger RNA, 704 nt
Organism: Schistosoma turkestanicum
Lineage: Eukaryota; Metazoa; Platyhelminthes; Trematoda; Strigeidida; Schistosomatidae
Source: the annotation of a GenBank genome assembly
UUCCGUACCAAUCAAUGUUCAAUGAAGGUAGUCACUCUAAUACAGAAUUUUCAGCAUAUCAAGUUGCCAACAUCAUGAAUACAAGUAGAGAUAUCGAGUCAAAUCAAGUUGAUGCCAAAAUUAAAUCACUUAAGUCGAAAAUGAUGAAAAAAUUAUCAGUGUCUGAUAGAGAUAUUGAAGCGUCUACGGUCAGAACAAAUGACAUCACUGGUAAAUGUAGAACUAAAGAUUAUAACCAUGUCAGUUAUCAUCAUAAUCAUCAUAUUCAACAACACUCACGUGAUCGUAAACACAGGCGCAAUCGGACUACAUUUACAACAUAUCAACUACAUGAAUUAGAAUGUGCUUUCGAAAACAGUCAUUAUCCAGAUGUAUUGAACCGUGAAGAAUUAGCUGCGAAAAUUAGACUACCAGAAGUUCGAGUUCAGCGAUUGGUUACGAGUAUAUCUGGGCAGCCUGCUCCAAUAUUUGGGCUACCUGUUUCUUAACACUAAAAUAUUUCAACAACUUUUUCUUAAUUAACACUUGAGUUAUGCCGGUUAAUUGAAUACUCUGUUCAGGCUCUUGUACAAAAAGUUUACGACCUAUUACUUCACAAGAUACCAAGAAUGGAAACUGGAGACAUUUCAGUGGUUGGCAAUCUUCUGACAAAUGAAUGAACGACAAUAUGAUGUGGAUUUCACAACCGCCAACUUCCAACUGCC